Salarias fasciatus (jewelled blenny) is the source of this 2239-nucleotide messenger RNA. RefSeq lists its product as uncharacterized. Gene Ontology annotation, molecular function: protein binding. The transcript is spliced from 5 exons. NCBI's taxonomy places the organism in Eukaryota, Metazoa, Chordata, Actinopteri, Blenniiformes, Blenniidae. Bases 1 to 1842 code for a protein of 613 amino acids. Gene Ontology annotation, biological process: protein homooligomerization. The record is from RefSeq and is a predicted model, not a curated record.
AUGAGGAAGGAGCCGCUCCAGGCGGACCUGCAGCGGGCCCGGCUGAGUGAGAACACCCGGCUGGCGACCCGCUACGCGGUCCGGAUCUUCAGGGAGUACCUGAGCGACAGAGCCCAGAGCCCGGACUUCGAAACUCUGGACAAGGACGCGCUGUGCGCGCUGCUGCGCUCCUUUUACGCGGAGGCGCGCUCCAAGAGCGGCCAGCUGUACAGCAAGUCGUCCCUCAUCAGCAUCCGCAGCUCCCUCAACCGGUACCUGAACGAGCCGCCGUUCUGCCGCACCCUGGACCUCACCAAGGACCCGGAGCUGCGCAGCGCCAACCUGGCCCUGGCCGCGGUCAUCCGCCGGCUGGAGGAGCAGGGCGCCGGUCCCGUGGUGCAGAAGCAGGCCAUCGCGCGCUCGGACCUGCGCAGGCUCUACGAGUCCCCGGUGUUCGGCACCGACACGCCGUUCGGGCUGCUCAACAAGGUCUGGUUCGAGACCUGCAUGUACUUCUGCACGCGGGGGAGGGAGAACCAGCGCGAGUUGGAGGAGGACUCGUUCGGCCUGGCCGCGGACGCGCGCGGGAGGAGGUUCGUGUACUUGAAGGCGCUCGGGCCGGACCGCCACAAGUCGCGCUCCCCCGCCUGGGCCAGGAGGAGUCCGGACGCGGACGAGGACGCGCCGCCGCGCAUGUACGAGACGGGCACGGAUCGGUGUCCGUACGCCAGCUUCGUGCGCUACGUGUCCAAGCGGAACCGGCUGUGCGCGGCCUUCUUCCAGCGGCCGCGGGACCACUGCUGCGCGCGCGACGCCACCUGGUUCGAGAACAAAGCCAUCGGGAAGAACCUGCUGGGCACGCGGAUGCAGAUGCUGUCGCGCGCCGCCAAGCUCUCCAAGACCUACACCAACCACUGCAUCGGCGCCGUCUCCAUAGCAACGCUCAACGGCGUGGUGGGAGGCGCCGCCAGGACGCGGACACGCCUCCUGCGCCGCGUGCGCGAGGGCUCCGCGACUGACGUCCCGGGAGGGGGGCAGGUGGAGGAGAAGGAGGACCCCCGGUCCCGGUCCCGGUCCCGGUCCCCGGUGUCAGGUCCAGCACAGGUCCCCUCGCCGUCUCCGUGCGGCGUCCCGGCGCCGGCGAGGCUCACCAAGGCCAACGCCCCGGUGCACAUCGACGUGGGGGGGCACGUGUACACCAGCAGCUUGGCAACGCUCACCAAGUACCCCGAGUCCAGGAUCGGCCGACUGUUUUGCGGGACGGAACCCAUCGUGCUGGACACUCUGAAGCAGCACUACUUCAUCAACAGAGACGGACCCAUGUUCAGAUACAUCCUCAACUUCCUGAGGACGUCCAGGCUGCUCAUCCCCGACGACUUCCAGGAGUACUCCCUGCUGUACGAAGAGGCCUCGUUCUUCCAGCUGGCUCCUCUGCAGGCCGAGCUGGAGCGCUGGAGAACCCGGCGAGUUCCCGAGCCGCCGGUCUCCGACUGUCAGUGUGUUCUUGUCCACGUGGUUCCGGAGCCGGGCGAGAGAAUCAGCGUGAGCACCCAGCAGGCGGUGAUGGAGGAGGUGUUUCCAGAAGUGAGGGUGAGGGACGCCAUGUUGGAUUCUCAGAACCAGGACUCGGCCUACGCGGUCCGGUUCCCUCUCAGCGCGUACUGCCAGCUGAGCUCGGUCCAGGUGUUGGAGCGGUUCCAGCAGAAAGGAUUCUGGAUCACGGGCUCCUGUGGCGGCGGCGUAGACUCAUCUCACUUCAGUCACUACGUUCUCCGGAGGGACGGCGGGGGCUGCCCCUCAGUCAGUCCCCUCAAACACUGGCUUCUGGACCAGGAGCAGGACCAAGACCAGGAGCAGGACUAGGAGUAGGACCAGGACCAAGGCCAGGAGUUGGAGUCAGACCACGACCAGCAGUAAGGGUAGGACCAGGACCAAGCCCGGGAGCAGGAGUAGGAGUAAGAUCAGGACCAGGAGUAGGAGCAGGAGUAUGAGUAGGACCAGGACCAUGAUUGAAAAAGUUGCGUUUUCACCCGUUUCCAUGGAGACGGAGUCGGAGCGUUCUCUAAACGUUCUCCGUGUGGUUUUGUGUUUUCACUUGAAAACACGGCGGCUGAACUGAGGCCUGAGCAGGAGCAGUUCGACUGACUCUUCUUCAUCACAUUGAUGCAUAACAUGAGGCAGAACAGGUCCGGCUGUUGUUUCUGAUUGUUGGAAGCCACGACAAUGGAACCUUCACCUUUCAUUCUACUGAAUGCAUCAA